AUGAAUACAGAUGAACAAAAAUUUUCUUCUAACCUAGCGGCAUCUUAUUCACAAGCAUCUGUUUUUUAUAUGCCAAAUAAUGGCAUGGAACAACAAUAUCUUCUACAAGUAAGAAGUCAAGCACCAUAUCCACCACUAAUGAAUCUUCAACCAUAUAUGAAUCAACAAAUGCCUUACGAUUAUUCUCAACCAUUUUAUGUUCCUUCAACGUUUCGGCAAAAUUUUCUUAUGCCUACAUAUAAUCUACAACCAAUGAAUCCUUCAGCGAUUCCUAUUAUGCGAUCAUCGAAUGACAAAAUGAAUUAUUCAUAUUUUAUGCUACAAAACGAGAAUCCAACAAAUCCACCGGAAAAUACUAAUCCUCCAUCAACGUCAACUGUUUAUACACAACUAUUUUUUCCAACAGCUUAUUCAAUGCCAACAAGUCAUCAAGCAUCACAAGUACCGCCACUAAUGCCUAAUCAAUCACAAUCACCAUGGACAAUAUCUGGUUCACAACAAUCAACACAAAUUCCUCCAACAGUUCAACAUUCACAAAUUGACCAACAACUAACUUUAUAUCCAUCAACAGUGGCUUCGGGGCAUAAUGAAAAACAAAAAAAUACUCCAUUCGUUGUUAUCGAUCCGGUAUCACAUAAACCAGUAGAGAUUUUUGCACAAUCGACAACUUCGACAGUGUUGGCUACAACAAAAUCAUCAGUAUCUACAAUAACAACAGUUAAGCAUAGUUCAAAUGAAUCGACAAAUACAGAUUCAGUUGUAUUGGAUACAAAAUCGACAAGUGAUACAAAUAAUAUUCAAAAGGAAGUUUAUUCUCCACGAACAUAUGCUGACAUGUUAGUCGAAUCUUCCAGAACUCGAAAAGAUGAGUCUGAUAAUCGUAUACCUGAAGUGAAUAAAAGAAUUAAUGCAACAUCACUGACAUCACAAGUAACACCAUCACAAUCAACAACAACAACAACAACACCUAUAGCAAUAAUAAAUGAUGAUAAACCUCAGGCAACACCCAAACAACCUCUACGUUAUAAUCGUCAAGAACUUUUACGUAUUCGUGAUAUUUUUGCGCCACUUCCAAUGCCACAGAAUCUUCCCAAUCUUUCUGUUGUUAUUUGUCGAUGUGAUGAUAAUCAUGCGCGUUAUUCAUAUGCUGACAAAAAUAGUCAAAGACAUAUAAACUCUUCAUGUCCUCGGCAAUUAUCACCGAGUAAUCAUCGAUCAUUAAUACACGAUCAAACUACUCAAAAUUCAACAAGCGAUUCAAGUAGUAAAACGGAAAUUCGCUCAUCAACUGAACCUAGUUUUAGCUAUCGUAUUGAAAAUCCUCGCAGACCAGUCGAUCAAAAUAAAAUCGAUACUGAUAAUAAAUUUUUACAUGAUGUUAGAUCAAUAUUAAAUGAAUUAACAUCACAAACAUAUAAAAAAUUACAAAAAAAAAUUGCAGCAUUAGAAAUUAAUUGUUACGAAAGAUUAGAAGGAUUAGUUAUGAUACUGCACUCUAAAGCUGUUAAUGAGCCACAAUAUGGUUUUCUAUAUGCAAAAUUAUGUCAACAAUUUCAAAACACACAUGUCAAUGUAAUAGAUAAACAUGGUAGAUCAAAAACACAUCAGUUUCGUCAAAUACUAUUAAUAUUUUGUCAAAAAGAAUUCAAAAGUGAUUAUAGACAAGAAAUUGAAUAUGAAAAAAGAAAACUUGAAGUCGAAGCCAUAAAAGAUGAGAAAAUAUAUCGAGAAGAAACUGAAAAAUUAGAAGAAGAUCUUAUUAAAACUAAACAAAGAAAAUUAGGCAAUAUUCUGUUUAUUGGCGAACUGUUUAAAUUAACUACGGUAACCAAUGCUAUGAUAUUUGAUUAUAUUGAAUAUUUACUUCGUGAUAAAACCGAUGAAGAAAAUCUUGAAUCUUUAUGCCAACUUUUACGUUCUAUUGGUAAAGAGAUUGAUACAAGAACUAGUCAAAGUCCGACAAAGAAAUAUAAUUUGGAAAAAUAUUAUCGUGAAUUGGAUAUUAUUGCCAAAAAACAAAAAAUAUCUGCACGUAUUCGUUUCAUGAUUCAAGAAGUUAUUGAAUUAAGACAAACUGUAUCGACUGCUCGUCCUGCUGAAACUAAAUCGACAGUAAUUAAUGAAAUUGAUGAACAAAUGUGUGAACGACAACAAUGUCGUGAUCAAAAUCAUAGCACUGUUAUUAGUAGUGUACAAGACAGUCAUGGUAGUGGAAUUAAACAACAAUCGAGUAUAGAUCAGGAAGAUAGAGUAGAAAAUCGCUUUCAUGUUGAUACUUUAAGACAAUUACAAUUCAAUGAUAAACAAAAUCAAGAACCAUUCACAAUCAAUUUAGCUCCAGAACGUACAUGGACAAAUGGAUCAGGAAUUGACAAGAAACUGGAAGAAGAUCAUUCAUUAGCCGGACGCAGUGAUAGACCACUUUCUGGUCCUAUUCAGCAACUAAAAAUGGAAAUCGACUCAUCUCAAAGUAGUGCGCCUUAUCCAAUUCAUGGUCAACUCUCAAAUGAAUUAGCAAGUGAAAAUAGCCAACAUGAUCAUGAGAAUGCUUCACAAUUAGUACUUAAAACAACAACUGAUAGUGAAAUAAAUAGUUCAAUAAAUAUAACUGGUACAUCAUUGAUGAUCAAUUCUCGUGAAGUUUCACAUAACAUUAGUUGUGAACAAUCAUGUAAUUCAUCAAAUGGAUCAGAUGUUAGUGAAAGUAUAUCAACUACUAGUUUAUCUACACUAUUGGAUGAGGAAAAAAUUGAAGCUCGUAUAUAUUCGCUUAUUGAUAAAUAUACAGAAAAUGAUUCGGAUUUAACUGAUCGAUCUGUUAAAGAAGCCUUAAAAGAUUUAGCUGCUUUUUAUAUACCAAACCUUGAUCAACAAGCAAUUAUUGUUCGAGAAUUAUUUAAAAAUGUAUUGGAGGCUAAACCAUGUGCUAGUAAAGCUGUUGGACAUUUACUUGAUGCUGCACUUAAUGAUAAUGUGUUAUCUACUGAAGCUUUUAUUUCCGGUUUUAAAAUGAUUGUGAAAGCUGCACCAGAUUAUGCUGCUGACAUUCCUUUAAUUUGGCAAUAUAUUGGUGGAAUUAUUGGUGCAUUUAUCGGUGCUUCUACAUCAAACAUAACAUUACUUAAACCAAUUUUAGAGUGUGUUCCUGAUCAUCAAUCAAAACAAUUAUUUCAAUUCAUAAUUCUCUAUGCAAAAGAAUUUUCAUCUCAAACACGUAUACAAAACUUUUGGCAAUCAUCUGGCUUUUCUUUAAAUGAUUUACUUAAACCUGAUAUGAUUGAUUCUUCAUUUUUAAAUGAAUAUUAUUGGCUAUUUGAUACACCUCACAUCGAACAAUCAGCACAACAAGCAAAAGAAAGUCAUUCUUCGCGUACCGAUCCACAACUUGUUCAAUUAUUUACAUCCGUUAAUGAUCAAAGUAGAACAGCAACUGAUGCUGAAAUAAUCACUUAUAUUCGCGAGCAUAUGGAUCCAAAUGGAAAAUCUUAUAUUCGAAAUAUUGUUUUAUCUUAUUUGGAAGCAUGUUUAAUUAAUCGUGAUCCACAGAAGAAAAUUCAAGAAGAUAUUGCAAAAAAACGAAUGACCAUACUUAAUGCCAUUAUUGAACAUAAACCCGAACGGGAAAUUCAAACCAUUUAUGCUAUUCAAAAUUUUGUUACUAAACUUGAACACCCACCGAAAAUGGCUCAACUAUUAUUCGAUCUAUUCUAUGAUGAAGAAUGUGUAAGUAAGGAUGCAUUUUUUGAAUGGCUGAAACAUCCAGAUCAAUCUGAAACUGAAGGGCAUGCCAUUGUUGUAAUGUCAACAAAAGAUUUUUUUAGUUGGUUGCAACACGCUGAAACAAAAGUCGAAGAAGAAGAAGAAGGAAACUAA
Rotaria sp. Silwood1 is the source of this 3873-nucleotide messenger RNA. The record is from the annotation of a GenBank genome assembly. Lineage: Eukaryota; Metazoa; Rotifera; Eurotatoria; Philodinida; Philodinidae.